Messenger RNA from Cladophialophora yegresii CBS 114405, 1986 nucleotides. RefSeq names its product nucleolar GTP-binding protein. Gene Ontology annotation, cellular component: nucleolus. Gene Ontology annotation, molecular function: RNA binding; GTPase activity; GTP binding. The transcript has 2 exons. Gene Ontology annotation, biological process: ribosomal large subunit biogenesis. The record is from RefSeq and is a predicted model, not a curated record. NCBI's taxonomy places the organism in Eukaryota, Fungi, Ascomycota, Eurotiomycetes, Chaetothyriales, Herpotrichiellaceae. The coding region runs from base 1 to 1986 and encodes 661 amino acids.
AUGAAGACGACCUGGAAAGAUAUCGCACCGGUGCCGACGUCUCAAGAGUUCAUUGAUAUUGUGCUCAGUCGAACACAGCGGCGGCUCCCGACACAGAUCCGUGCAGGUUUCAAAAUCAGCAGAAUAAGAGGUUUCUACACCCGAAAGGUCAAGUUCACCUCCGAGACAUUCUGCGAAAAGUUGCAGGCAAUCCUCGAUGGGUUUCCUCGGCUACAAGACAUUCAUCCCUUCCACAAAGAUCUCCUCAACACCCUCUACGAUGCCGACCACUUCAAGAUUGCUCUGGGCACUUUAUCGACCGCCAAACGACUCAUCGAGACAGUGGCGAGAGACUAUGUCCGACUCUUGAAGUAUGCACAGUCCCUGUUCCAAUGCAAAUCCCUUAAGCGGGCGGCUUUGGGUCGGAUGGCCACAAUCUGCAAGAGACUGAAAGACCCGUUGGUGUAUCUUGAGCAGGUGCGGCAACAUCUUGGGCGCCUGCCCAGCAUAGAUCCCAACACCCGCACACUCUUGAUUUGCGGAUACCCCAAUGUGGGAAAGUCGAGCUUUCUCAAGUCGAUAACACGAGCCGAUGUCGAUGUUCAGCCCUAUGCUUUUACCACGAAAUCCCUCUUUGUGGGUCACUUCGAUUACAAGUACUUACGAUUUCAAGCCAUCGACACACCAGGAAUCCUGGAUCACCCGCUGGAAGAGAUGAACACCAUCGAAAUGCAGUCAAUCACGGCAAUUGCACAUCUGAGAUCAGCCAUUCUGUAUUUUAUGGACUUGUCAGAACAAUGCGGCUACACGGUACAAGCACAGAUGGCCCUUUUCAGCUCGAUUAAGCCUCUAUUCGCCAAUAAACUCGUCUUUAUCGUGGUGAACAAGACCGAUGUGAUGAAGCCCGAGGACCUGGACCCCGAAACACAGCAACAGUUGAAGGACCUGUUGACUCAAAAUUCGAACACAGAACUUGUGCAGUUGUCUUGCGUGACCAGUGAAGGCGUUCAGGAGGUCAAGAACGCGGUGUGUGAUCGGCUGAUCGCGGAUCGUGUAGCGGCGAAGUUGAAGGCGGGACAAGCGUCGCAAGCAGCAACCUCAGAUGCGCCAACGGGACGUCUCGGGGAUCUCCUUGCUCGAAUACACGUAGCACGGCCGCUGGAAGGCUCCGUCAGCGAAACUCACAUUCCCGAAGCGGUCUUGAACGGGACGCAUAAGAAAUACAGCAAGGAAGACCCGGAUAGAAGGCGGCUAGCACGCGACGUCGAAGAGCAGAAUGGAGGUGCUGGUGUCUACAAUAUAAAUCUACGGGAAUUUUACGAUCUUGCAGACCCCGAAUGGAACAACGACCGGAUCCCCGAGUUUUUCCAGGGCAAGAAUAUCGCCGAUUAUGUGGAUCCAGACAUUGAGCAGAAACUGGCCGAGCUUGAAGCAGAGGAAGAGAGACUUACGACGGAAGGAUACUACGACGAAAGUGAAGACAUGGAGGACGAGGACGAUGCGGAGAUCCGCAUGAAGGCCAAUCUGAUACGCAACAAGAAGACGCUCAUGAUGAACGAGGCGCGCAUGAAGAAGAGCCUGAAGAACAAAGCCCAAAUACCUCGGGCAAAGAAAACCCGCACGCUCGGGCAGAUGGAGAAGCAUUUCAACUCCAUCGGGCUUGAUGCGUCGGCGCCCACUGACCGAGCAAGAGCACAAAUUCGCAACGCCAAGCCGGCUUCCGAAGCUGGUGGUGAAGCGAUGGAACUCGAUGGGCCUUCUGCAAGGCUUGCCAAAUCUCUUUCCAGAACUCCCAAGACGAACAGACUCACUGAUGGGUUAGGCGUGAGCGCCACGGGCAUCACCGAUCCAGUCAGGCAAGACAAGGCGCAACGUAUGGCGAAGCUGAGUCAACGGAAAAUGAAUCGUAUGGCCAGACAGGGCGAGGCAGACAGGCAUGAGACUGCAUCUCUGCCGGCGCACUUGCUCAAGGGCAAGAGAAAGAUGGGCAGCACCCGAUCGAGAUGA